Molecule: messenger RNA, 730 nt
Organism: Photinus pyralis (common eastern firefly)
Lineage: Eukaryota; Metazoa; Arthropoda; Insecta; Coleoptera; Lampyridae
Product: GTP-binding protein Rhes-like
Molecular function (GO): GTP binding; GTPase activity
Source: RefSeq, a predicted model, not a curated record
GUGACCUUUUCGUCAUAGUAUUCAGCAUGGAUAGUCGUGAGACGUUCGAAGAGGCACUUCGAUUAAGAGAGCAAAUAUUAGAAACGAAAUUUAGCGCAGGUGGUGCUUCAAAUAGUGGAGGACUGACGCGCAAAAGAAAUUUACCUCGCGUGCCAAUGGUGUUAGCUGGAAAUAAAUGUGAUAAGGAAAUGAGAACCGUAGUUCCAGAAGAAGCCAAAGCCUACUGCACAAACCAAGAGUGCUGUGCAUUUAUAGAAACGUCGGCGAAGAAAAACCACCAGGUGGACGACGUAUUCUACGAACUGUUUCUGAUUGCCAACCUUCCCUUGGAGAUGGCGCCGAACCACCACAAAAGGGUCAGCGCCAGUUUUGGAUCGCCGUGCCCCCUGCCGCCGCCGGCACCGUCGCACCAUUCGAAAAAGUACACGUUAUCGGUGAAAAGAAGAUUGAGUGACGCUUGCGGUGUCGUAACGCCAAAUGUAAGAAGACCAAGUAUUAGAACAGACUUGAUGAUAAUGCGCGCUAAAACAUGUAGCAUAGGCGAUAAUAACAGCAACGGCAAUAAUUCUGUUCUAAACUGGAAAUCUUUAGAAUACCGCUGUAUAUUACAGUAAUUGUUAAGCAUAUUAUUGUGUUGGGAACAAAUUUAUCAAAACACCAUUAGAUUUUUUAAUGUUACUUUGUUGGGUUUAUUAUAUGAAUAAAUAAAUGAUACACGCAUCUUUAUGAA